AUGGAAUUGCAUCAUCAACGCAAAAGGGUCGUCCGCAUCUCAACAGGCAGCAAGCAGUUCGACUCCAUCCUCGGCGGCGGCUUCCAAAGCAUGAGCAUAAGUGAAGUCUUCGGUGAAUUCCGCUGUGGCAAAACCCAACUAUCACACACAAUGUCUGUAAUCGCUCAGCUACCCACCGAACUAGGCGGGGCAAAUGGGAAAGUCGCCUACAUCGACACGGAGGGUACAUUCCGCCCAGAGCGCAUUGCCCAGAUUGCAGAGCGGUACGGCGUCGAUCCAGAAGCCACGCAGGAGAAUAUUGCCUACGCCCGCGCACUGAAUAGUGAGCAUCAACUUGAGCUUCUGAAUACGCUUAGUCGAGAGUUUUCUGGUGGGGCUUUUCGCUUGCUUGUUAUUGAUAGUAUCAUGAAUUGCUUCCGGGUCGAUUAUUGCGGGCGUGGGGAGCUGGCGGAUCGGCAGCAGAAGUUGAAUCAAUUUCUGAUGAAGCUUGCUCAUAUGGCUGAAGAGUUCAAUGUCUGUGUCUUGAUGACAAACCAAGUUCAGAGUGACCCCGGUGCUAGUUCUCUCUUUGCUGGUGCCGAUGGUCGCAAACCUGUCGGUGGACAUGUUCUUGCUCAUGCUUCGACUACUCGCGUGCUUCUUCGGAAAGGUCGUGGCGAGGAGCGAGUUGCGAAGAUCCAGGACUCUCCCGACUGCCCUGAGCGCGAAGCAGUUUAUAUCAUUACAAACGGUGGUAUCAAUGACCCUGACAAGGCUUGA
Messenger RNA from Penicillium nucicola, 759 nucleotides. Its product is annotated as recombinase DMC1. NCBI's taxonomy places the organism in Eukaryota, Fungi, Ascomycota, Eurotiomycetes, Eurotiales, Aspergillaceae. Gene Ontology annotation, biological process: DNA strand invasion; mitotic recombination; chromosome organization involved in meiotic cell cycle. The record is from RefSeq and is a predicted model, not a curated record. Bases 1 to 759 code for a protein of 252 amino acids. Gene Ontology annotation, molecular function: DNA strand exchange activity; single-stranded DNA binding; ATP hydrolysis activity. The transcript has 5 exons. Gene Ontology annotation, cellular component: condensed nuclear chromosome.